CUUCCGGCACCGGCAGCAAGGAGCGCGAAUUCCGAAGCCCUCCGAUCCUUCGCGUCUCCCGCCCACCCGCGAAUCUACCCGUCGCCGUCCUCCGUUCUUCGAUUGCUCGCCUCGGCGGCGCCGGCGCCGCUGACCGAGUCGACCCCGGGAGCACGAGCCGAGCCGUCGGAGGAAGGGGGGAGGUGCGCGAGGUGGGUCUGGUCGCUCGCGGCGGCAAUGGCGAAGGUGAUCGGUCCGAGGCUGUACAGUUGCUGCCAUUGCCGGAACCACGUGGCGCUUCACGACGAUGUCAUUUCCAAGAGUUUUCAGGGAAGACAUGGUCGAGCAUUUUUGUUCUCCCGCGCAAUGAACAUUAAGGUCGGACCUAAAGAGGACAGGCAGCUCAUGACCGGCCUUCACACGGUGGCUGAUGUGCACUGCUCUGAUUGCCACGAGAUUCUGGGGUGGAAGUAUGAAAGGGCAUAUGAAGAAACUCAAAAGUACAAGGAAGGGAAGUUCAUUCUCGAGAAAUCAAGAAUAGUGAUGGAGAACUGAUAGUCCAUCUUGUGUUCAUAGUCAUGGAUAUGGUUGGUCUCUGGUAUGCUUCAGUAGCUCAGGUGAUGCAGAUGUUCUCAACCGGAAAUAGUCCACCAUUUCUCUUUGAACUAUUCUUGUGUUUUUGCAUGGUGUUUGUAGCUCUGACAAUUCGACUGUGUUAAUAAAUCCUGUGUACAGAUUUGCCAGUCAUUCUUGUGCUUUGUAUCUGUUGAACAACAUUGUACAUUUUGUGAAGGAUUGUCUAUGUGCAUUUCAAUGCAUUGGUCGGUAUGUACAGAUGGACCUCCUUGAUAAAUGCAGAAAGAGGCUUAACAUGGCCUCUAUGCGGAGUGUGGUAUUUCCUGAC
Molecule: messenger RNA, 883 nt
Organism: Eucalyptus grandis
Lineage: Eukaryota; Viridiplantae; Streptophyta; Magnoliopsida; Myrtales; Myrtaceae
Product: protein yippee-like At4g27745
Exons: 4
Coding region: 217-534 (105 amino acids)
Source: RefSeq, a predicted model, not a curated record